AUGGCCCGCAAGUUCUUCGUCGGUGGUAACUUCAAGAUGAACGGCACCAAGUCGUCCAUCAAGGAGAUCGUUGACAACCUGAACAAGGCUGAGCUCGACUCCAACACAGAGACCGUCAUCGCCCCCCCUGCCCUGUACCUUCUCUUUGUGCGUGAGCACCUCCAGAACAAGCACGUUGAGGUUGCCGCCCAAAACGUCUUCGACAAGCCCAACGGUGCCUUCACCGGUGAGACGUCGGUCUCGCAAUUGGUUGACUCGGGCAUCCACUGGACCAUCCUCGGCCACUCGGAGCGCCGCACCAUCCUGAACGAGACGGACGAGACGGUUGCCUCCAAGACCAAGUUCGCAACCGAGAACGGCGUCAGCGUCAUCUGGUGCUGCGGCGAGUCCCUGGAGCAGCGUGAGUCUGGCAAGACCCUCGAGGUCAUUGCCGGCCAGCUCUCGGCCCUGAAGAAGCAGAUCAACGACUGGAGCAAGAUCGUGAUUGCCUACGAGCCCAUCUGGGCCAUCGGCACUGGCAAGGUUGCCACCACCGAGCAGGCACAGGAGGUCCACGCCUCCAUCCGCCAGUGGUUGAAGAAGGAGGUCAGCGACAAGGUCGCCGAAGAGACCCGCAUUCUGUACGGUGGCAGUGUCAGCGAGAAGAACUGCAAGGAGCUCAGCAAGCAGGCUGACAUUGACGGUUUCUUGGUUGGUGGUGCUUCCCUGAAGCCUGCUUUCGUCGAUAUCAUCAACUCCAAGUUGUAA
Truncatella angustata is the source of this 747-nucleotide messenger RNA. RefSeq names its product triosephosphate isomerase. The coding region runs from base 1 to 747 and encodes 248 amino acids. Gene Ontology annotation, biological process: gluconeogenesis; glycerol catabolic process; glycolytic process. Lineage: Eukaryota; Fungi; Ascomycota; Sordariomycetes; Amphisphaeriales; Sporocadaceae. Gene Ontology annotation, molecular function: triose-phosphate isomerase activity. The transcript is spliced from 4 exons. The record is from RefSeq and is a predicted model, not a curated record. Gene Ontology annotation, cellular component: cytosol.